Messenger RNA from Candidula unifasciata, 1180 nucleotides. The record is from the annotation of a GenBank genome assembly. NCBI's taxonomy places the organism in Eukaryota, Metazoa, Mollusca, Gastropoda, Stylommatophora, Geomitridae.
UCAAUCUCCACCGAGAGCACAUUUUUUUUUAAACUAAAGCUUAGUGUCCGACUGACGUUUCGGUUAAUCUUGACCAUAUUUGGAGCUGUACUAGGAUCUGCUCAGUAUGGAUACAACCUUGGUGUUAUUAACUCCCCUGAAUUACUGAUCAAAGAGUUUAUCAAGGAGAGCAUCUUCAGAAGAUACGGGACCCAGUUGACGGACAACACUGUAAGGAUACUGUGGGCUCUGACUGUCUCCAUAUUUGCGGUUGGUGGCUGCUGUGGUGGUCUUCUGGCUAGACGUGUUGCUACACAAUUUGGAAGAAAACGUGGCUGUCUGUUGAACGUCUGCCUGGGCGUAGUGGCAUCCUUCCUAAUGUUCCUUAGCAGAAGAGUUGAUUCUAUAGAAGCGGUUGUGGUUGCUAGAUUCAUCUUUGGCUGCCACUGUGGAGCCUACAAUGGGCUCGUGCCUAUGUACCUCUCCGAGAUCAGCAAGUCCAGUACACGAGGAGGGAUAGGCGUGGUGCAUCAAGUAGGCAUCGUUGUUGGAUUGCUUUCCUCUCAGCUUCUGGCUUUUCCUGAUGUGUUUGGCACCAGUGAUAAGUGGGAUAUCUUGUUAGGUCUGGCAAUCGUGCCUUGCUUGUUACAAGCAGCAAUUCUGCCUUUCUGUCCGGAGAGCCCGCGAUUUUUGCUCAUCAACAAGGGUGAUGAAAAACAGUGUAAUGAAGCCUUACAGACCCUCAGAGGUCAGGAAGAUGUUGAACUGGAAAUGCUGGAAAUCAAACAAGAGAUGUCUUCCUGUGGUCAACAGGUCUCAGUACUGAACUUAUUUCGAAAAGCACACUUACGACGCCCGACGAUGAUUGCGAUCAUCUUGCAGUUUUCUCUACAGUUUUCUGGCAUCGGAGGUAUAUUUUUCUAUUCCACAAGUUUGUUUAAAGUCAUCAGUGGUUCUCAAACUAUUGCCACGUACACCACAGGAGCCGUUGGCGGUGUUAUGUUGAUGACGUCUAUAGUAUCCAUUCCGUUGAUGGAUAAGUUGGGAAGACGGACAUCGCAGCUGAUAGGACUCGCUGGCAUGGCUGUAUGUGGUGUCAUGAUUACAGUAUCGUUGAGAUUUCUGGAGCAAAUAAGCUGGCUCAACGUUGCAAGUAUCGUAUGCGUUCUGUCAUAUGUCAUAUUCUUCACGCUUGGCCCCG